This is a messenger RNA of Besnoitia besnoiti, 1194 nucleotides long. RefSeq names its product UDP-galactose transporter subfamily protein. Gene Ontology annotation, molecular function: UDP-galactose transmembrane transporter activity. Bases 1 to 1194 code for a protein of 397 amino acids. The record is from RefSeq and is a predicted model, not a curated record. Gene Ontology annotation, cellular component: Golgi membrane. Gene Ontology annotation, biological process: pyrimidine nucleotide-sugar transmembrane transport. The transcript has a single exon. Lineage: Eukaryota; Apicomplexa; Conoidasida; Eucoccidiorida; Sarcocystidae.
AUGACAGGUACUGGUGGCGGGGAAGAACGGCCGUCUCCUAAAUUCAUGGGAAAGAUCCCCAUGAAAUGGGUUGCACUGUUCCUUUUAGUUCUCCAAACGGUCGCCGCCGUUCUCAUACUACGAGUAUCGCGCCUUCCAACUGAAUCGAAUGGGACAAGGAGUCCCCAAUACCUGAAUACGACAGCCGUUACAAUGGCCGAGCUUAUAAAAUUGGUUUCUGGAGUCUUUCUCGUUUGGUGGGAGCACCGCUGGAGUAUCACGGGCACAGCGAGCACACUGAACGCGGCCAUUUGUCACUCACCCGUCGCCAUGCUGCAGGUCGGCGUACCAGCUGUGUUGUACACCAUACAGAACAACCUCAUUUUCGUGGCGCUCUCCAACCUGUCCGGGGCUGUCUAUCAGGUGACCUACCAGUUGAAGAUUCUGACCACAGCCGUGCUCUCUGUGUUCAUUCUUCACAAGCGUCUCCCAUUGGUAAAAUGGGCAGCUCUCUUCAUCCUGACGGGAGGAGUAGCGCUCAUUUCGCUCCCUUCAGGUGGUUCCUCUUCAGCUUCAGGCCUGGCAGGUGCUGGCAAUCCGGUUGUCGGCCUAAUCGCCGUGUUCUCCGCCUGUCUCACCAGCGGGUUUGCCGGAGUGUACUUUGAAAAGAUCCUCAAGCAAAGCCGUGUGAGCAUCUGGGUUCGAAAUAUCCAGCUUGCCUUGUACGGAACAGCCUUGGCUGUCCUAGGUGCCUACUGGCAUGACGGAGAUCGGAUUCGCAACGGCGGGUUCUUCCAGGGAUACACUGGUUUUGCAUGGGGUGCCGUCCUCCUCCAAGCCCUGGGUGGCCUCAUCGUUGCUGCUGUUCUGAAGUAUGCAGACAACAUUCUCAAGUGCUUCGGCAACUCGCUCUCGAUUGUUCUCGCUUGUCUCCUUUCUUGGUGGCUUAUCGGUGACUUUGUGCCAUCUUUCCUCUUCUCCACGGGGACAGCCCUCGUGCUGAUUGCAACACUCCUCUAUAGUGCGGAGCCAGCAGUGCUGGCAGGGAUAUGGCCGCGUUUGGAAAUUAAUCCUAGGAGUCCCGGCGCAAAAGUGGGGGAAGCUCGGUUCACACAUAUCCCUACCACCGAUAAGGACGAGGCCACUGAACUGUCCCCUAGAACGGCCACUCCCGGAAGUAUCUGCGGUGAGCCGCGCCACAGCAAACGGUGUUGA